CGAAGAAGGGCCUGUCGUAAAAACACAAUGGCAGGAACCUGCCAUUGUGUAGCAAUGGCAGGAAUGGUGGCGCAAGCAAGUAUACGAGGACCGCCGCAACGAUGCUGCAAUCGCCCAAGAGCAAAGGAGGGGGUCGCUUAACCGGCUUCCGCGGCCGAGUCCUGCAGUUGAGGGGGCCGGUCCGAUUGCAUGGCGUCCCAGACCUCCCCUACCAAGAACAGGCUGACGUUCCCACUCCCGUCAUGGAAGCCAUCGUGGAAGGUACGGGCGAGGCUGCGGGCGUGCGUAGCACAGCGACACCGGCAGAGGAUCCACCGCGCCGCGCAUCACUCACAGAAAGGGUGGCCGCUGUACCUGCGCCCUGUUCGGCCACCACGUCGACAGCGACCGCGACGGGUGGAUACCUUGACGACGGUGUCGUCGCAGUGCGCCCGCAGUGCGGAACAGGGUGACGAGAUGCUGCAGGUGCUGCGGAGGAUCGAAGUCUACCACCCGCCUCACUGUCGCAGCAGAGAGGACGGCAGCGGCUCAGGAGGGCAUCCUGGAGCAGGUGCGCGACAUGGCGCAAGACAGAGCUGCGCACCUGCAGCAAGAAAGAAAUUAAUUUAUUGUUUAUUUUAACUUUUUUAAUAUCAUUUUAUUCAUUUAUUGUGUUUUAUGAGUUCUGUUUAUUUUAUUUAUUUAUUGUUGUUUGAGAUUUAGUGCUUAAGUUUCCUUGUUGCCGUGUAUGAGUAAUACAGGAGGAUUUUUUGGACGAAGACGUAACGCGUGCACCCAUUUUUGUUCUGUAGUAUUUGCCUCUUUCUGUUUAUGGUUAUCCGGCUGCAACGCCAGGGUGAUUUUUUUGUUUACACAUUUCAAAGGCGUCUAGUCAUUCACACUGGAAUCAUUACAGAUUGUUCUCGAUUUCUGUGUAUGGGUUUUGUACUGUGAUAUUUAUAUUGCUUCACUACGUGUUGUAGCUUACUGCACUCAUUAUGAAGCGUUACCGCAUAGUGUUUGCACUGUGAUAUUUUCAUUUUGGCACAGUGAGCCUAAUGUGCAACAACUACAAUGUGCUCUUUUUUCAGAGCACCAAACUAGUCACUCUUUAAGUUGCAUAGUUUCACAAAUUAAAACGUCCAUCAUCAUUGCACCACGCCGGUGAUUGGUUUCCUCUGGUCUUCGUUCCAAGUGAGUCGUUGCAAGAAUAAGUUUCACGUGUGACACGUUCUGGAUGCUAUGAGAUUGUAGAGCCAAUUAUUCAUGUUGUGCGUAAUUUAUGUUCCAUCACAGCUGGCAAGUGCACUCACCUUUUUACAAUUAUGACCCUCUUGCUGUUUAGCAUCGCACUACAAUUGCUGUCCAGAAAUGAAUGCUUCUAGUCAGUGACUCAUAACACUGACAAGGGAACGGACAUACCUGUCAAAGUCAUACUUUCUUGCAAGGUAACGUAGUUGUAACUGGAAGUUUUAUAUGCCGUGGUUAAAAAGAAUUGUGUGAUGCUGAUCUUGCAAUGUUCUCACAUGCUUUGCUACCUGUAGCAUAUUGUACUACAAGGUUCGUGAUGUGCUUGUCAUCAUAGCGUGUGAUAAAGUUGACCUUUCUAUUUUUUGCACUUUUACAUUAGUUUGUCUACCCAUUUGGACAUGAUGUGACGAGUGUAAUGUUGUCACUACACUCAGCGUUACAUUUUGUUUGUGUUUGAAUGCGCAUUUAUUACGCUUUACUUGCUUGCCUCGUCUGUGUAUUCAUGCUGGCACGGAAGUUUUGAUACACCUAGCACAAGAGAUGGCUAGCAAGCAUAUUGCCUCCUUCCUACCAAUGUACACCGAGCGUCCGAAUGCACAGAAUGCGGCGGUUGCGUUCAUUCUGGUGUGUUUUAUGAAAAUUGUGUGAACCUUUUUCUGAUGGUGACCACGAGUACAGAGUGCCGAUCAUAUGUACUGCUUCCAUCAAGCCUGUCAUUACUAUGAUGGGUCAACGGAUGUUUCCAUUUCAUAUUUCAUGUGAUAUUUAAAGAAGAGGCUGCACUUUCACGUUUCUAUCGUGUUUCAUGUUGCACUAGGAAGAAGAACUUUGCGCCGAUUUCCCGUUACUAUAACCACCAACUAUGGCAAAACAAACACGUUUGGACAUGAGUAGAAAGUAACAACUGCUGCAUCUACAGAAAGUGGCAAAUCAGAGGAUGCACACAACACAUACAAGCUGUUGUAGCGUCGUAUUUCUAAUGUUACAUGAGGAAAGAAGCACUUUGUCAUGUAUAUAUUGCACAAAACAAUGCUAGCUUGGGAGCAGCAGCCAAUGCAGUUCUUCACAUAUGAAGGGGCAUGAAGCAUUGCCUUACGACUGCUCCACGAGUACUACUGAUAAUAAGUCGCAGCCUUGGAGACUUGCAUAGUGACGAGGGUACAAUUGUUUCUGAGUCUGCGGCUGUGGCAUUCUUUUUAAACGAUUCUUUGUAUAACUUUACUUCGUUUGUGUUUAAAUUAUCAUAAUCUGUCGGAUGUGUGGAUUUGGAACAUUGGCCAUCUGUAUGGAGGUGCACUUGAUGUGCACACAAAUUUUUAAAUGUAUUUUUCACUGUACAA
This is a messenger RNA of Dermacentor albipictus, 2570 nucleotides long. RefSeq lists its product as uncharacterized. Lineage: Eukaryota; Metazoa; Arthropoda; Arachnida; Ixodida; Ixodidae. The record is from RefSeq and is a predicted model, not a curated record.